AUGGCGCCGGAUCAGGCGCUCGACCACCCAGAAGCUGGACUAGCAACUGGUUUUGAGCACGGAUUGCAACGAUCUCCAACGACGCCAGGCGCUCCACCGUCGCACGAAAUGACGCAUUCGUCUGACCGACGGCUGAGAACUGCUCGGACAGAGCUUGACAGUCCUCAACGUGAGGCAGUCGGUGCAAAAAGUGCUCCAAGCUCUCGAGGUCUUCCGCACAGCAACAUGCAAAUUCAGCAUGAUGCUCAGCGGAGUCCCGAUUACGACGGACUGUGUCCUCAAGAGCUCGAAGAGCAUCGCGAGUCACCGGACGGUAAUCGACCUAGUCGUCAUCGUCUGCCACCGACUCUUCUCGACGAGAACGGUGGCGUCCACUAG
Messenger RNA from Plasmopara halstedii, 378 nucleotides. RefSeq lists its product as uncharacterized. The transcript has a single exon. The record is from RefSeq and is a predicted model, not a curated record. NCBI's taxonomy places the organism in Eukaryota, Oomycota, Peronosporomycetes, Peronosporales, Peronosporaceae. Bases 1 to 378 code for a protein of 125 amino acids.